Molecule: messenger RNA, 259 nt
Organism: Aaosphaeria arxii CBS 175.79
Lineage: Eukaryota; Fungi; Ascomycota; Dothideomycetes; Pleosporales
Exons: 1
Molecular function (GO): protein binding
Source: RefSeq, a predicted model, not a curated record
GGAGCUGUUUGUGCAAGUGAUGGAGACUUGCAAGAAGAAACUGGGAGUGGACCAUCCUUCCACGCUGACCAGCAUGGCUAAUCUUGCUUGGACAUGGAAAAGCUUAGAGAGAAGUGCUGAAGCUAUAGGCUUACUGCAGGAGUGCGUUCAUCUUCGCUGUCAGACUCUUCGAGCAGGGCAUCCUGAUCUAGUAUCUUCUCAAGAAACCUUGGCUGCAUGGGAAGUAGAGCAAGCAGGUAGAAAUCUUGCGAUGAGUUAA